This is a messenger RNA of Haliaeetus leucocephalus (bald eagle), 1920 nucleotides long. It is a transcript of the gene RHPN1, whose product is annotated as rhophilin, Rho GTPase binding protein 1. Lineage: Eukaryota; Metazoa; Chordata; Aves; Accipitriformes; Accipitridae. Gene Ontology annotation, biological process: negative regulation of stress fiber assembly. The transcript is spliced from 14 exons. The record is from RefSeq and is a predicted model, not a curated record. Gene Ontology annotation, molecular function: protein binding. The coding region runs from base 1 to 1920 and encodes 639 amino acids.
AUGCCACCUGAAGAGAAGAGCCCAGACGGUGGCGAGGAAGGGGACAGGGCAAGUGGCCUCGUCCUCCUGCAAGCCCUGAAGAGCGGCAGCACCCGAAAGCAGGGCUGUGACCCCUUUGCUCAGACCCAGCGCAGCAAACUGCAGCAUCGCCGGGCACGGAUUAACCAGCAGAUCAACAAGGAGAUGAGGAUGCGAGCGGGGGCAGAAAAUCUCUUCAGGUUGUUGUCUUCUUCCAGUGAGUCCAUCAGUGUCCCCAUGAUCCCUUUGGGCCUGAAGGAGACAAAGGAGCUGGAUUUGCUGGUACCACUGAAGGAUCUCAUCAGUGAACACUAUGGAGAGGAGGGCAUUUUGUUUGAAAAAGAAAUCAGAGAGUUCAUGGAGCUACGGCAGGCAAUGCGCACCCCGAGCCGCAACGAAGCUGGGCUCGAGCUCUUGAUGGAGUAUUACAACCAGCUCUACUUCCUCGACAGCCGUUUCUUCCCUCCCACCAAAAGCCUGGGUGUCUUCUUCCACUGGUACGACUCCCUGACGGGGGUCCCAUCCCACCAGCGGGCGCUGGCCUUUGAGAAGGGCAGCGUGCUUUUCAACAUCGGAGCCCUGCACACCCAGAUCGGAGCGCGGCAGGACCGUGCAUCCCUGCCGGGGCUCAACCAGGCCAUCGAUGCCUUUCAGAAGGCAGCUGGUGCCUUUAACUACUUGAAGGAAAACUUCUCCAACGCUCCCAGCCUGGAUAUGAGCGCCGCCUCCUUGAACAUGCUGGUGCGGCUGAUGGUCGCCCAGGUCCAGGAGUGCGUCUUUGAGAAGAUGACCUUGCUGCGUGCCCAGCACGACUUCCUCACCUGGCUGCAGCUUGCCCAGGAGGCGGCAAGGGUGGAAUAUGUCUACUCACUGGUACACCAGACGAUGACCCAGGCCCACGUGAAGGAUUACGUUCCCUUCUCUUGGACGACCAUGGUCCACGUCAAGUCGGAGCAUUUUAAAGCCCUCUCCCACUACUUCGCUGCCAUUGCUCUCUGUGACUGCCCUGCGGCAUCCGAUGCUGAACUGCCAGAGCAGGAGAAGGCUUUUAUCCAGUUCCACGUCACCAUGCCAGAGGGACCGUCGCUCCGCAUCCUGCUGCAGGACCCUGAGGAGAGGAGGAAGCUGGGCAAAGCUCACCUGAAGAAAGCCAUCAUGAAGCACGAAGAAGCCAUGAGGAUUCACGGCUUGUGCAAGAUCCUGCGGAAGAUGGAUAUCCUCCAGGAGGUCCUCUCCUUUGCCCACAAACGCUCACUGAGCAAAUACUCGGAAAUCGACCACGAGGAGGACUUCUUUGAAACUGGAGAUGCCCCGGACAUUCACCCCAAAACUCACCAGAAACCAGAGAUAAAAUCCCCCAACUUCUCCCAGGUGAAGGUGACCGACCUCUUCCAUAGGCUGGGACCCCUUUCGGUUUUCUCGGCCAAAAACAAGUGGUACCCAGCACGAAGAGUCCACCUGAUGAGAGGAGAGAACGGUUUUGGGUUCACACUGCGAGGAGACUCCCCGGUCCUUAUUGCUGGUGUCAUCCCCGGGGGCUGCGCUGCCGAAGCCGGGCUGAAGGAGGGAGACUACAUCAUCUCGGUGAACGGCAAGGACUGCAAGUGGUCCAAGCAUGCCGAGGUGGUGCAGCUGCUGAAGAGCACUGGGGAGGAGGGAGUGGAGAUUGGUGUGAUAACCCUGCAGGGCUCGGAGGCACCAAAAGCCGCGGACAAGAAGGCAGCGGCAAUGUCCUCAGGCAGCGGGAUGCUGAAGAGCAACAAGGAGAACAGCCGAAAGAGCCUGAUGAACAGCAAGAGCGCCAGCACGCUGCUCGUCUGGAGCAAGAAGAGCAAGCGGAGCAAGAAGAGCACCUACGGCAUCCCCUUCACUGCGGUGGGAGACAAUGAGGCUAUGUACUGA